This is a messenger RNA of Eruca vesicaria subsp. sativa (arugula), 1582 nucleotides long. NCBI's taxonomy places the organism in Eukaryota, Viridiplantae, Streptophyta, Magnoliopsida, Brassicales, Brassicaceae. The record is from the annotation of a GenBank genome assembly.
AAAAAAGAAAAACAGAAUUAUUAUUUGCUUUACAACAAAGCCAAACAAACAAAAAAAAGCUAAUUGGGAAGCUCUCCUCAUCCACAUUUUCUUCUCCGCAAGAAAUCAACACCAAGGGAAACCCCAGAAUCAUCAUCUUCUUUUGAUCAUAGGUGAGAUCUUCAUAGCUUCAAAACGGUGUCCCGAUUGUCAAUUGCCAUAUCAAAGAAGCUGAUUCCUCCUCGUGUGGUUGAUUAAUCGUCCUAGGUCUCCCAACAACAACAACAUCCGCCGCCGUUUCGUGAUUGAUUCUGUUAUAGCUUCAAUGGCAGAUUUAAAUAAACACGCAGAAAAGACGAAAUCACCCUCCUCCUCGUCCUUCUUCAACAGAUCGCUCACAAUCCACCAUGGACACAGACCAACGGAUUCAACCCCCAAAUCACACACCCUAAACCCUUCCCUAAACCGAACCACCUCCAUAACCAAAUUCUACAACCCCGUCGAAACAGUAGUCGAAUCCUCCCUCAAAGGAAAAGUCAAAAACCUCUGCAGAUUAUUCGAAGUCUCCAAAUCCUCCCUCAGCAAAUCAACAACAACACCCGAUCAUCCUCCACAGAAGCUGAAAUCGAACAAAUCGGUUUUAUCCGAAUCGCGGUUAUCCCCGUUUUUAAGCCUAAACAACUCCGUGAUCCGUCUCCCGGGGACGGAGGACAGGAUCGUGGUCUUCUUCACCAGCUUGAGAGGGAUAAGACGGACCUACGAGGAUUGCUACUCCGUGAGGAUGAUUUUCAGAGGGUUCAGGGUUUGGAUCGACGAGCGGGACGUCUCGAUGGACUCUGCGUACAAGAAGGAGCUUCAGAUCGCGAUGGGGGAGAAGAGGAGUGUGUCUUUGCCUCAGGUUUUUAUCAUGGGGAAGCAUGUUGGUGGUGCUGACGUGGUCAAGAGUUUGUUUGAGAUUGGUGAGCUGGCGAAGAUACUUAAACUGUUUCCCGUGAGGGAGCCGGGGUUUGUGUGUCGUUGUUGUGGGGAUGCGAGGUUUAUUCCGUGUUCGAAUUGUAGUGGGAGUAAGAAGUUGUAUGAUGAGGAUGAGGAUAGGCAUAAGAGGUGUCCGGAGUGUAAUGAGAAUGGGUUGAUUCGGUGUCCUGAUUGCUCUUCUUGAGGAGGUUAUUAAAUCAAGAAAAUCAAGAAGAGAGAGAUGUAGGUGUUUGGUUUUAUCUAUUGUGUAGAACAAAGUGAAUGAUGAUGAUGAUGAUGCUACGAGUAUCUGAAAAGCUCUUUUGGAUCAGUAGCUGUAUCUCACUUUCCGGCUUUUUUUUAAAGGUUUGUUGUGAUCAUUCAUCAUUGGUAUCAUUGGGUAUGCUGAUGAUCGUUGAUUUAGAUGUGUAUGUAUGUUUGUUACUAAGGCUAAUGUUGUUUUAUUUAGUCGAAAUGUCUGAAAUGGGUAGUAAGCAUUUUGGCUCUUGUGUGUGUCAAUGUUGUGAAAGACAACACGACUCUGUUGUUUAUUCUAUGUAUUUGAUUGUAAAUACACUCUCAGUGUGGUUAUUGGGGGUUUGUGUUUCAUUAAGACCGUGACUGUCUUCUACAUAUGAUAUUGUUCUCG